AGACUGGAGGGCAGUGGCACAAUCACGGCUCACUGUAGCCUCGACCUCCUGGGCUCCAGAGAUCCUCCCACCUCAGGAGGACAUCAGUCCUCCAGACAGACAUCAGGCCCCGGUGGACACCAGGCCCCAAGUGGGACACAAGCCCAAGGCGGACAUCAGGCCUGAGGAGGACAUCCGGCCCCUGGUGAACAUUAGGUGCAGGUGUCCAAGCAGGCCCUGAGUGGACAUAACAGUGUCUAGAGUCAGCCCUGUGGCCAGCUUACUUGGUGAGAGACGCUCAAAAGAGAGAGGUGUUCUCGUGUUGCAUCCCCACUGCCCAAGGCUGCUCCUUCAGGAAUGGCAGAAGAGCCUUUUCCGACGAUGCUGACGAAGGCUUCUCCCUCACCCCAGACGCCUGUGGCCCUUUGUAAAAACGCGCACCCAGGUACCACAGGGCAGCCUCACCUCACCGGAGAUCCCAUCGGGCCUGCAUCUGCACGUUGUCCUUGUCCAAGAGGAGAUUCGGGAGCCUAUACGGGCACAGGCACAUGCUCCUGCCGCACGUGCAGAGAGAGGGGAACUUCCAGCGCCCCUCUGUGGAGCCAGAACCCACAGCAUGGGAGGGGCCCCUCCAGAGGCCAUGCUGCAGCUAGAGCAGCAGCUCCAGAGCCCUCCGGGCCCUGCACCGGUACAGCCAAGGACCAGCCCAGUGAGGAGCUGCCCGACCUCAGGCCACCUGCCGUAGUCACUGGCCUCAGCCCUGGAGCUGAGAACAUGGCUGGAGAUAGAGGUGUUUGAGGACUGGAAUUCCUUUAAAUUCAGUGAGGUGGUUUCCAUGUUUGGAAAUUCCAAUGGAAAGUGACUGACAUGGGUGACCGUUUCCCCUUUUUCAGCUCCUGCGCCAUGUGCAGAGAGAGACGAACUUCCAGCGCCCGCUGUGGAGCCAGAGCCCACGGCACGGGGAGGGCCCCUCUAGAGACAGCGCUGCAGCUAGAGGCGGCAGCUCCAGAGCCCUCCGGGCUGUGCACCGGUACAGCCAAGGACCAGCCCAGUGAGGAGCUGCCCGACCUCAGGCCACCUGCCGUAGCCACUGGCCUCAGCCCUGGAGCUGACAGCGUGGCUGGAGAUAGAGAGCGGGUGGCCAGCACCACCCUAGACAGCAGCUCCCACACCGCCCCUAGUCCCGGGCAUGGUGGGAGCCAUGGAGUCAGAGACCAGGGUAUGCAGCCUCAGCUCAUCUACCUCACUGGAAAGAGGCUUAUUUUAUUCACCAGAGCCACAUCCCAGGUGCAGCAGGACCUUUGCAUUCUGCCAGUGCUGGGAGUAUCUAUCUGCGCACAGGAGGUGCUUGAGAGCAGGAACAGAAGCCUGCAGGAAAGGGUUCCAGCAGCUCCUCCUGCUCCCAGAGUCAGCCUUGUCUUCUAUGAGAGCAGGAAAAGAAGCUUGUGAGAAAGGGUUCCAGCAGCUCCUCCUGCUCCCAGAGGCGGCCUCCUGCUCCGGGCGUGGAGGUCUCUCUGCUACUGGGCUUCUGGGCUGUUUGCUCCUGAUGUGCUCCCCAGGAUGGGCUUAAUGGGCGGGCAGGGGGUGCGAGGACCAGGGGGCGGCUUCAAAGGGUACAGCAACCAAAGCUUCCAAACUCAGCACUUGUGCUUCGGUCUCUCCAUGCUGCCACCUGCCCUAGGAUUUAUUCAUAGUGUUAAAUUACCAGUUUAUGCAAAUGAUGUUUCAUUAAAGCUCAACUUUUUGAAAGUUCA
Macaca mulatta (Rhesus monkey) is the source of this 1733-nucleotide messenger RNA. RefSeq lists its product as uncharacterized. NCBI's taxonomy places the organism in Eukaryota, Metazoa, Chordata, Mammalia, Primates, Cercopithecidae. The record is from RefSeq and is a predicted model, not a curated record.